AUGUCUUCAGGCACCCACACCCCCUCUUCCUCAGCAGCGAACGGCAGCAACAACAACCCCACGGGCCAGCAGGGUAAUGAAGCGCACAACGAACAUAAGCCGGUGCUGACAUUGCCUGCACCGGGAGAUGUUUCAGAGACCAUAAACCAACUAGAGGUCAAUGGUCAAGAUAUCAAACUCGAUAUCCUUGGGCCUGUCGUCGUGAAUGAAGAUGGAACGAUGUCGAGGAUCGAUAACUGGCACGAGAUGGCCGAGAUCGAAAAGGCGAAUGUGCGCAGGAUCUUGCUGAAGCGGAACGCUCAGCGACUCACCCGCUUACGCGCUGCCGCCGCUGAGCAGGAAGCUGGAUCUGCAGGCACGACCGGAUCUGUGGGUGAAAAAUAG
Gamsiella multidivaricata is the source of this 384-nucleotide messenger RNA. RefSeq lists its product as uncharacterized. The transcript is spliced from 2 exons. The record is from RefSeq and is a predicted model, not a curated record. The coding region runs from base 1 to 384 and encodes 127 amino acids. NCBI's taxonomy places the organism in Eukaryota, Fungi, Mortierellomycota, Mortierellomycetes, Mortierellales, Mortierellaceae.